AUGGGAGCCAAAUGUUCUUCGCCUUUGAAGAGGAAAUGGUUUUCCAGAAAAUCCGGUAAUGUCAAGAGGAAUUCAGUGGUGCCACUCCAAGUAAAAUCAGCAGAAGAUAUUGAUGGUCCAGUGAAUCUAUUGAGGACAAGAAGUCCAAAACUAUGUCCAGAGCUAAGUGUACCUUCAUCACCAAAAGAUCUAGAUGUACUUACAGUAAAGUCCAAAGAUCUAGAUCUAGCCGGCGGUGAAUACAAUGAAGAUGAUACUAGUAAUGUAGAACAUCCAGAAGUACAUUAUGAAGAAAUAAAAUAUAGUGUACCAGCUGAAAUCAAAACCCACUAUUUUAAUAGUUUUAGUCAAGAAUGGUAUGUUUACAAGAGAACACAACAAGUUCCUAUCACAGAAAUGAGGUCAAUGCCAUUAUGA
Molecule: messenger RNA, 417 nt
Organism: Lottia gigantea (owl limpet)
Lineage: Eukaryota; Metazoa; Mollusca; Gastropoda; Lottiidae
Exons: 2
Coding region: 1-417 (138 amino acids)
Source: RefSeq, a predicted model, not a curated record